AUGUUAUGUGAAACAAUGGCUACAUGUGUUGCUGAAUAUUUUGAAAAAUUAGAAAAAAAUUUAAGAGAAACAAAAUAUAAAAAUCAAAUUGAAUCAUUAGAAAAACGUUUAGAAACAAUUGAAAAAACUACAAAAAAAGUCAAACCAAAAAAAGUAUCAAAAUCUUCAAAUAAACAAAAUCAUGAUGAAGAUAAUAUUACGCAAUUAGAAGUAUUAGAAGAAGAAAAACAUAAUCAAAUUAUACUUUCUGGUCUUGAACAACAAUUAUUGGAUGGUAUUUUAGAUGAAGGUACAUUAGCAAAUCGACAUGGAUGUGAUCGAGAAUUAGUUGAUUCUCUAUUAGAACGAGCAUCAUCGGAAAAUCCAAGAUUAGUUGGAUAUAUGCAACGAGGUGUAGCUUAUCAUCAUGCUGGUUUAAAUAAUAAAGGUCGAGUAGCUGUUGAAGCACUUUUUCGUAAUCGAUAUGUUCAAGUGGUUUUCUCUACGGCAACACUUGAUAUGUAA
This is a messenger RNA of Rotaria sp. Silwood1, 504 nucleotides long. The record is from the annotation of a GenBank genome assembly. NCBI's taxonomy places the organism in Eukaryota, Metazoa, Rotifera, Eurotatoria, Philodinida, Philodinidae.